CAGGCGUCGCAGCGUCAGUCUGGUCCUGACAAGGCACGCACGGGCAUGGUCCUGGUCCAUCUGUGACGUGUGUAAAUAUUGUGAAUUUCAAAUUGUGAUUGUGACUGCGACGACUUUCUCCGUGUACAUACUACAUAGUGUAUGUAUGUGCGUAAAUAAUAAUAUGAAGAGAAAAAGCAACAGCGAGCUGAUGGACUAUGAACAGGUGCGCCUGUCAAUGUCUAGGACUUUGGAAGAUAAUAGACCAGUAAACGGUACACAAAUUGAAAGUUUCAUCCGUGUGCAUUCAAUUUCCUCAAAAAUCAAACAAUGUGAAAGACUGGACUUGCUUGUGGAGACCCUGGACAGUGAGCUAGAGCAUCAUGCGCGGGUCCAGUUCUUUGACAAAGCGGUUCCUAGAAUGGUGAAUGUUUUAUACAAAAUCAACCCUGGACCAAUGGACACUCUUGUUGAUAAAUUUCGCAACCACAAAAGAGAACUGACGCUUUCUCGGAGCGAAAUUGCUUGCAUCUUGGCUAAUGCUUUUUUCUGCUCUUACCCUGAUGACACCAACAUUAAUUUCUCUGAAUUAUACAGCAGAAGUUAUGGUUGUGGAUUCAAUAAAGAGAAGAUCAAGUGCGCUGUCACAUAUUUCAAUGAGGUUUUUGGGAAUGGUGAUCAAAAGAUGCUCCAGGAAAGAGUUACUUUUAAGAGAAACACCAUCCUCACAAUUCCCGACUUGAUGAACUCUACUGAACCAAUCAUUCCAUUAAAUGUGAUUCCUGGUGGAAGCAUUAGGAAGGCGUUCGAAAUGGCUCAAGUAAAUUUUGCCAACAAGUUCAUUGGAGGGGACGUGUUGGGGUCCACUUGCCUCCGCGAGGAGAUGUGGUUCAUCACUUGCCCAGAGUUAAUUGUAUCCAGGUUCUUCUCAAAGGAAAUGGAAGCCAACGAGGCUAUCAUUGUGGAGGGCGUUCUGCAGUAUGUGGAUUUCAGGGACGCCAAUAGCUAUUUCACCUGCCAAGGGCCCAUGGCAAAGAGUGCAUUCAGAGGUCCUCACACAGUCAUAUCCAUUGACGCUAUGGACUUUUCCAAUGGCAUCAAUGAAAUUGAGCAGUAUACAAAGCCCUACGUGGACAGGGAGCUGGUCAAGGCUUUUGCUGGCUUCUCGGGAACAACAGCUAAGGUCAUUGCCUCUGGAAAUUGGGGUGGAGGAUGCUUUAAUGGUGACUCAGUGCUGAAAGCCAAGAUCCAAAUGAUUGCUGCCUCUCAAGCUGGAAAAGCGCUGUACUAUUUUGCAUUUUCCAAAAAUGAGCUCAUCAAGAAACUGGAGAAUGAUGUGCUUACUGGUGACAACUUCUUUCCUCAGACAGUCGGCAAAGCUUAUCGUCAUCUUCUUCGUUUUGCCUCUCAACUUUACAAUGAAAAGAAAAGAUGCUCCUCGUUUAAUUGGCAUCAUUGAAACAACUCUUUUCACGUUAAGAAGUUAAUACUGAAAGUUUUUUUUCAUUUAAUUUUUUUGAUACAUUUUUACUCAUUCAUGUGAGUUUUACUAAAUAAACCUUGCAUAUAAAAUUUUCA
This is a messenger RNA of Cloeon dipterum, 1557 nucleotides long. RefSeq names its product poly(ADP-ribose) glycohydrolase-like. Lineage: Eukaryota; Metazoa; Arthropoda; Insecta; Ephemeroptera; Baetidae. The record is from RefSeq and is a predicted model, not a curated record. Gene Ontology annotation, cellular component: cytoplasm; nucleus. The transcript is spliced from 8 exons. Gene Ontology annotation, molecular function: poly(ADP-ribose) glycohydrolase activity. Bases 146 to 1438 code for a protein of 430 amino acids. Gene Ontology annotation, biological process: regulation of DNA repair; nucleotide-sugar metabolic process; ATP generation from poly-ADP-D-ribose.